Molecule: messenger RNA, 2073 nt
Organism: Trichoderma reesei QM6a
Lineage: Eukaryota; Fungi; Ascomycota; Sordariomycetes; Hypocreales; Hypocreaceae
Exons: 3
Source: RefSeq, a predicted model, not a curated record
AUGGCUGCAGUCCCCGUGCUUUUCAGGGAUUCGAAAGGAUAUGUGUUCAUCAGCCUUUGGCAAGUUGGAAGCAAUGUCCAUAUCAAAAUUUUCGGUGGUUACCUGUCAUUCUACGACCUUCCUAGGUUGGCUACUUCUCGCGGUAUUUUCUCCAUCCGACUGCUGCAUCUCAUGCCUACGCGUGAUGUGGGAAAUGGCGACCUCUUGAUCUGCCGUCUGGUGGAAACGGAGAUUCCCGAUGUCAACCCUGAAGAAGGCGGGCCUACGGAGCCGAAUCCCAGGAGCGUCAAGUAUCAGGCCCUCUCAUAUACGUGGGGAUCACCGGUAUACUCACAUUUACUCUAUGUUGUAGGCGACGACAGACUGAACGACAGCAAUGCGCACCUGAUACCGAAGCCCUCUAGUAGCAUUAUUCGCAUCACCGAGAACCUAUAUGCUGCACUACGCAAUCUGAGAAAGCCAGACGAGACACUUGUUCUAUGGGUUGACGCUGUUUGUAUCGAUCAAGAGAACAUCACAGAGCGUAAUAGCCAGGUCGCCCAUUUCCCAGAGACAUAUGCCGGAGCCCAGAGUGUUCUUGUCUGGCUGGGGCCUGAUGAUGUCUUGAGCCAUGGAAGGCUGUGUCUCGAUUUCUUCGCCGAUCUGGCUACUCUGAUCUCCGAUGAUCCGCAAAGUGAGGACGACAACAGUCAUCGGUCUUGGAGAAAGAGGUUCAAGAUAAACCAGAUAGUUUCUGCCUUUCUAGGGGGCAAUGGCACUCACCCUCGACCUAUCGAGUCUCUGCUUGAGAGGUCCUGGUUCAAGCGAAGUUGGAUCAUACAAGAAGUGGUACUGGCCAAGGAUGUAUGGGUGCAUUAUGGAACGGCAAGCAUACAUUGGAAUGCCUUCGAGUCGGCCUUUGUCGAAUUAUCUGAUCACGACGAGGGCGGCUUCAGCGAGAAACACCGCACUAUUCUGCGGACAAUGUCGCGGAUUCGGAACGCGAAUGCGAGGGGAAAGCGACAAGCGCCUCUCGAUACUCUUGUCGAGUUCGACAGUUUCGAAUGCUCCAACCCACGAGACCGCUUAUAUGCCUUGUAUGGAGUGAUGCAACAUUGGUUUCCAGACUCUGCCGGCAUGCAGCUCCUCGUCGACAACAUUGACUAUGGCCUUCCUCUCCGCGAUGUUUUUACGGACUUUGCGAUUCUCAUGAUGGGGAUAGGAAACGACUUUCCCCGCGAUACCAACUACAACUCCACAACUCACGUACUGCAGCUUGCUUCAGCCAUGCGACCUGCGCGGCGCGAGAACACGCUCAGCCAGACCAUUCCAUCCUGGGUACCAGACUGGAGGGGUACAAUGUACAACAAGCCUCUACACCACUCCCCAAGGAACAAAGACGCUUCGUGGGGGAUACCAAAUCAUCAAUUCAAAGUAUUGACCCUCGAAGACAACAGACGUGCUCUGGUCACCGUUGGUCUUAUCCAAGACGUCGUCACCGCGGUCAUUCCGCUGGACAUCAAAAGGCUGUUGGGAGCUGUUCAACAGGCCAAGCAUGCGCUGAAUGACUUUCUAUGCUCAGUUGCAACGAGCUUUGACGAGACUGCCUUUUCCCCUUGCAACUCGGCCGACACUUAUAUGCCUACCGGGCAGCACAUCAUCAGCGCCAUUGCUGUGACUUUGGUGGCCGACUGGGAACAUACUCCUCCAAACUCUUACUUUGCUCAAGACGCCCGCUAUCCGCAGCAAUUUUUGGAGCAGCUGCGUUCUUCGAGGCAUCACCUGCCCGAGAUAUUGCACAAGUGGCCUGCAUACGCCGAGCUGAUUACCAUCACGAUGCGCGGGCGCAGCCUCAUGCUCACAGAGUCGGGUUACAUCGGUAUCUGCGAUGACAAUGUUCGGACAGGCGACUUCGUCGGCAUCCUGAGUGAUACACGCCUUCCAUUCAUUAUCAGAGAAAAAACCUUUGCUUCCUCGCCUGUGAUGAAAAAAACCUGUUCUCUACCAAACGGACACGGGGUUUUCGAACUACUUGGAGACGCAUACGUUCACGCACUGAUGAAUGGGGAGGCAGCAGAGCUUCUAGGAAGCCAG